AUGCGCUUCCUCAGCACAGUGGUCCUCUUGGCGACAUCUUUCACAACUACAGUCAUAGCAGCAUCCGCACAGGCGCAAUUAGAAGCCAUACUCCCGACAUGUGCGCUGAAAUGCAUGGCUUCGUCACUGACGCAGACAUCCUGCGCAGCCACAGACCAGGCUUGUCUAUGUCUAGAUGCGACAUAUACCGCAAUUCUUGAGGAAUGUGUGCUUACCAGCUGCACUAUUCGACAAUCUUUGACAACGAAAAAUGUCACGGAAACAGCAUGCGGGGCUCCUAUCCGAGAUCGAACAAACGUUGUCUUUUAUACUGGCAUCGUUGGCGGUGUAAUUGCUUUCGUCGUCUUUGUUCUUCGAAUGAUUGCUCGACUGCGAUGCUGUGGCGGAAUGUUUGGCUGGGAUGACUGGACUAUGAUGUUGACAAUGUGCUUGGUUCUUCCACUCUCGGCUCUUUCUGGCGUCUUGGCCAACACAGGCUUAGGGAGAGACAUGUGGACGCUUCCCUUCGAAAAUAUCACACGAAUUCUCUACAUCUACUUCUGGGAUGAGUUAAUCUAUCUCAGUGUCCUACCUAUGACCAAAAUUUCGAUUUGCUGUUUCUACCUCCGAAUCUUCCCCGACCGACAAUUUCGACGGUUAACAUAUUUUGUUAUUGGGCUGAACGUAUCAUACUUGAUUGCCUUUGUCUUGAUCUCCGUGUUUCAAUGCUUACCACUGCCUGGCGCAUGGCUUCACUGGGAUGGAGAGGGAAAUUAUAAGUGCAACCACAUUAAUGCACAAGGAUGGUCGGCGGCUGCUAUAAACAUGAUCCUUGAUAUCAUAGUCAUGGCCCUUCCAUUGCGUCAACUCUAUCAUCUGAAUCUUUCAGUGAAGAAGAAGGCGUAUGUGAUGUGCAUGUUUGGCCUGGGUCUCUUUGUCACUCUGGUCAGUAUUCUACGACUGAAGUCGCUCAUUAACUUUGCUUCAACCACUGACUUGACAUGGGAUUACGUGACUAUUGGAUACUGGAGCACCGUUGAAUGUGACGUUGGUGUUAUCUGCGCAUGCUUACCGGCAAUUCGAUCCUUGCUUCGCCGUGUAUCUCCAAGAUUCUUUGGCGACACCGAACCUGCCAAAUCGUAUGGCUUGAACUCUAACUCUCGAGGCACUGGAUCUCGGUUUGAUGGGCCGAUCUAUGUUCACCACGACAUUCAUGUCAAGAGCAAUGAUCACCAAUUCUAUCCCCUAGGUGAUAUGUCAAACUCCAGUGAAGCACGGCUCGCCGACAAAGUAUAG
Penicillium odoratum is the source of this 1275-nucleotide messenger RNA. RefSeq names its product CFEM domain-containing protein. The coding region runs from base 1 to 1275 and encodes 424 amino acids. The transcript has 8 exons. NCBI's taxonomy places the organism in Eukaryota, Fungi, Ascomycota, Eurotiomycetes, Eurotiales, Aspergillaceae. The record is from RefSeq and is a predicted model, not a curated record.